This is a messenger RNA of Rhodofomes roseus, 1287 nucleotides long. RefSeq names its product kinase-like domain-containing protein. The record is from RefSeq and is a predicted model, not a curated record. NCBI's taxonomy places the organism in Eukaryota, Fungi, Basidiomycota, Agaricomycetes, Polyporales, Fomitopsidaceae. The coding region runs from base 237 to 1184 and encodes 315 amino acids. The transcript has 2 exons.
CGCCCACAACAAACAACAAGUGCAAAGAACGGUAUACAGGUCUACCAAAACGGAGAUUCCAGCGUACGCCGCUCUCGUGUUCAAUGAGGCCCGUCUCCUCAAUCAACGUCGGACUCAGGGUGUCCGCGCUGCUGCCUGCUCGGUCGGCACAGAUUAGCGCCAACGGCCGCAUACAUCGAUUGCCCUCCGUCGCCCUGCUCGUCCUCCCCGCCGAGUAUCAUAUGUUGCGAUAAAAUAUGUCGUUGUCUGGCUCAAUGGGUCGCCCCAAGUCCGAUUACGCCCCUUCGGAGAUUGACCGGUUGUCGGAGAGGGAGGUCAUCGCCCUCCUGCGAAACGCGAAGCAGUACACUGUGCCUGGUGCUGUCGGUGUUGACCACAUCUUACGAGUCACCGAUACUCUCGUCGCCAAAUAUUGUCACGACAUCGAGGAGAAUGUCACAGAGCCAUCUGAAGCCUUAACGCUCGACCUCGUCUUCCGCUACACGACGAUACCCGUACCGCGUGUUCGGCGCAUCAUUAGCCUGGAAACCAAUGGCGCCAAGUACAUCCUCAUGGACCGCAUUCCGGGACGACAGCUAUCCUCCGUCUGGCAGGAGAUGUCUCUCCAAGAACGCCUGCGCAUCGUCUUCACUCUUCACGACUAUGUGCGCCAAUUGCAGGCCAUUCGUCACCCCCGUUCUGCCAUUCCAGGCCCCCUUGCUCCAGGGAACGAGGCUCGAGAGUGCACAUCGCCUGUGUGGGGUCGACUUAUAGAAGAGCGCGGCCCAUUCUCCUCGUACAACGACUUCUCUGCCUGGUUUGAUCAGGCUCAGCGCGUCGCGAUUGAUGCGCUGAAGAAUUGGCAAAUUCCCGCAAAUCUGCGAUCAACCUCGUUCAAACAGAUAAUGGGCUCGUCACCACUGGUCCUGUGCCAUCAAGACCUGCAUAUGCGUAACAUCAUCUUUGGUGAUGACGGACGGCUGUGGGUCAUCGACUGGGGUGAUGCGGGAUUCUAUCCACCCUGGUUCGAAUACCUGUCGAUGAAAUUACAAUCAGAGAACGAGGAGACAGUCAUGCACCGAAAGGAACACUUCUGGGAUCUCAUGAUCCCGUUUAUCUGUGGUCCAUAUUUUCAGGAGGAGCGGUGGCUAGCGCUAGUCUCUGCCGCAUUCUCGUACAAGUUCGAGAGAGUUGGACGGCGGUAGAUGUUCUCCGUUUAAUCUUGAUUGAAUUUUCAUCAUAAUUCGAGAACAGCUGGUAGUUUGAUUCUUCAUACUAUCAACAUAAUGUUUCAAUGUCUGCGCAUCC